Molecule: messenger RNA, 867 nt
Organism: Camelina sativa (false flax)
Lineage: Eukaryota; Viridiplantae; Streptophyta; Magnoliopsida; Brassicales; Brassicaceae
Product: glutathione S-transferase U13-like
Biological process (GO): glutathione metabolic process
Cellular component (GO): cytoplasm
Molecular function (GO): glutathione transferase activity
Source: RefSeq, a predicted model, not a curated record
AGGUUUCAGAUAAAUAACAACUAGGAGAAAACAUGGCACAUAACGAUACAGUGAAGCUGAUAGGUUCUUGGUCAAGCCCUUUUGCCCUUAGAGCACGAGUGGCUUUACACUUGAAAUCUGUCAAGUACGAGUACUUAGACGAACCUGAUGUUAUUAAGUUAAAAAGUGAACUCCUUAUCAAGUCUAACCCCAUCCACAAGAAAGUCCCUGUCCUCAUCCAUGGUGACGUCUCCAUCUGUGAAUCCCUCAACAUCGUUCAGUACGUCGAUGAAGCUUGGUCAUCUGAUCCUUCCAUUCUUCCGUCUCAACCUUACGAUCGCGCAUCUGCUCGGUUCUGGGCUCAGUACGUCGACGACAAGUGUUUCGAGUCUCUAAAUGCGGCGGCGGGAGCAAAAGACGAGGAAGGGAGAAUGGCGGCGGCGGGAAAGCUGAUGGAGUGUUUGGGGAUACUAGAAGAGACGUUUCAGAAGAGCAGCAAAGGGUUAGGGUUCUUCGGAGGAGAAAACAUAGGCUACCUCGACAUUGCAUGUGGGACACUUUUAGGUCCAAUCUCCGUGAUCGAGGUGUUUACCGGCGUCAAGUUUCUCCAAGAAGAGACAACACCCGGGUUGAUGAAAUGGACAGAGAGGUUCGGGUCCCACGAAGCUGUUAAGCCGUACAUGGCAAGUGUCGAUGAGUACGUCGCGUUCGCAAAGCUGAAGUUCAACAUUCAGUGAUGUGUAAUGCUUCCAAAGUAAAUGUGUGUGUGGGGGGGGAGGGAAGGGAAUAAAUAAAUGAACGAGUGAAUAAGAUUUGUCUUCUUUGAAAGUUUCGUAUGAAGUUCUCUGUGUAUUUGCCUAAUCAUAUAUGCCACUUUGGAUCUUUCUU